AUGGUCAGUGGGAACGCUCCCAAGAAGGCAAGAGUUCAGCAGGAAACCGCCGUCUCCCUCGGUCCCCAGGUCCAGGAGGGUGAGAAUGUCUUUGGUGUUGCCCACAUUUUCGCUUCGUUCAACGACACUUUCGUUCACGUCACCGAUUUGACUGGAAAGGAAACUAUCUCCCGAGUCACUGGAGGAAUGAAGGUUAAGGCUGACCGAGAUGAGUCUGGACCUUACGCUGCCAUGUUGGCCGCUCAGGACGUCGCUGCCAAAUGCAAGGAAGUCGGAAUCACUGCUCUCCACAUCAAGCUCCGAGCUACCGGUGGAACUGGAACCAAGCAACCUGGACCAGGUGGUCAGGCCGCUCUCCGAGCUCUCGCUCGUGCAGGCAUGAAGAUUGGACGUAUCGAGGAUGUCACUCCUAUUCCUUCCGACUGCACCAGGAGAAAGGGUGGUCGACGAGGAAGAAGAUUGUAG
Kockovaella imperatae is the source of this 465-nucleotide messenger RNA. Its product is annotated as ribosomal protein S11-domain-containing protein. The coding region runs from base 1 to 465 and encodes 154 amino acids. The record is from RefSeq and is a predicted model, not a curated record. Gene Ontology annotation, cellular component: cytosolic small ribosomal subunit; ribosome. The transcript has 4 exons. Gene Ontology annotation, biological process: ribosomal small subunit assembly; maturation of SSU-rRNA from tricistronic rRNA transcript (SSU-rRNA, 5.8S rRNA, LSU-rRNA); translation. Gene Ontology annotation, molecular function: small ribosomal subunit rRNA binding; structural constituent of ribosome; mRNA 5'-UTR binding. Lineage: Eukaryota; Fungi; Basidiomycota; Tremellomycetes; Tremellales; Cuniculitremaceae.